AUAAAUAAAUAAAUUCACAUGUUAUCAGCUCUUCCCUUUCUACUGAAACAGAAAAAUUUCAUUUCCUUCGUUCCUGAAUAUGAGAAUCUAACUUAGUUCUUUAUAUUCACCUAAUUUAUUCAUCCUUUUCGUAAAUUAUAUUUCGGUAUUUAGAUAUAUGUACACGGAUUUUUUUCCUUUAAUUGAAGGAAUUCUGUCUUCUUGCCGUUAACCGAAGGGUUAGCUUUUGAGUAGCCGGCCGGCGAGGGAGUGUUAGCCAUAGGUGGUGGUUCAUCAUGGACCCUUCGUCAUCAAUAAUGAAGCUUCUGGAAGAAGACGAGGACGAAACUAUGCACUCUGGUGCUGACGUGGAGGCAUUCCAGGCUGCCCUGAACCGGGAUAUUGGAGGCGAUGUCUCUAAUUCUCAGCCGUCUGAUCCGGCUGUUUUAUUCCAUGAAACCAAUCAAACUCCCAAUCAGCCAUUUCCAAAUUGGCAAACUACCAUACAAGAUGAUAAUUCCAAUGGUCCAAGACAGCAACAGCAAGUGCAGCAGUCGUCUGUAGUGGAGGAGCUAAAGCAGCAUGCUUCUGCUGCUGAGAAUCAGCACAUACUGAAUGAUGCCACACGGGAGUCCAGUCACUUUUCAUUAAACCAGAAACAACAAAAAGAUGAUGUUCAACAAGGGCAGACAGAGCAAGUUCCUGUCCAGACUCCUACAACAACCGGGAUGCAAAUUUCUGAUAGAAAUCCUAUGCCAAUAUCUGAGCCCAACAAAAUGCAAAAUCCAGACACUGAACUCCAAUAUAUGAAGGUACAGAAGAUGGGUAAUCAACAAACCUUGGGCAUGGAGCAGCCUGGUAACCUGAAGAAUCAAAGCAAUCAGAUACCAUUUGGGUUAUUGCUGCCUGCCUUAAAGCCCCAUCUUGAUAAAGACAGAGAGAUGCAACUUCAAACUAUAUUUAAUAAACUGAGGAAAAACGAUAUUGCGAAAGAUCAAUUUGUCAGGCAUAUGAGAAAUAUUGUAGGGGACCAAGUGCUGAGAAGGGCUAUAACGCAAUUGCAGUCACAGCCAGGUCCCAACCAAUCCCAAUUACAAUCUCAAGCUUUAGCACGCCAAAACAAUGUGAGAAUUCCAGUUAGUGCUGGUGCUGCUUCAGUAGUUCAAGUGCAGGCUGAUUCUAGAUUCCGAACUGCAGAAAAUAAUGCUCAUAAAUCGCAUGAGGUUGAACGUAAGCCAGAUUCUCAUGGAAUACAAGUAAGCCAAAUUCCUUCAUCCAGUGCUAGCAUAGUCAAGCAAGAGAGGGAAUGGUCUUCAAUUCCAGUGCCAGGACACAGCAAGCCGCAGCAACCUGUGCACUUUCCACAGACUACCUUUUCAACGUAUGGAAGUAACACCGGUGCUUAUCCAUAUUCUGGAACAAAUGUCAAUACCUCAGGGUCAUCCAUGAAGGUGCAAGCUCAUGAUUUGCAACAAAUGGUGCAAAUAUCACAUCAAACCAUGGGUGCAACUCAGAUAGGAGGUUCAGCCCAGACAAUGAACAUGAUCAGUGUGCCAAAAUUUGAGAGGACAAAUUCUGUUACGGAUCCCAGCAGAGUGCACAGUGGUUCUAUUUCUCAAUAUGCGAACAAAUCAGCUGGCCAACAAGUAACAGCUUCAUGGCAAGCAACGACAAAUAAAGAGCAAAAUUCCAGUCCUUUCUCAUCAGCAAAUUAUGUAAAACAGGAACCAGGUGAACAGGCUGCCGAACAACACCAGAAAUCCCAGUUGCCUAACUCUCAGGGUGUAUCUGCAACAACCAUUGAACAAGGGAAUACAGUACCCGGAAAUUUAAAAGAUGAGUCUUCGGAGAAGCUGCAGUCUUCUAAAGUUGGUUUCUCCACACCUACUGGUAUUUUGCCCUCAAAUUCAGCUUCUCCUUCCAUUGUGACUCAACUGGACCCCAAUGCCCAGGUGGGCUCUCGGGUCCCAUCUGCAUCCGCUUCUGCUGGAAUUAAUAUAAGAACACCUCCGAAAAAGCCUUCUAUCGGCCAAAAGAAGCCACUUGAAGCACUUGGUUCUUCUCCACCUAUGUCAAGUAAAAAGCAAAAAGUAUCUGGGGCAUUCUUGGAUCAAAGCAUUGAACAACUCAAUGAUGUCACUGCUGUCAGUGGAGUUAAUCUGAGGGAAGAGGAAGAACAACUAUUUUCUGGGUCCAAGGAGGACAGUCGAGUUUCAGAAGCAUCUAGGAGGGUUGUACAAGAAGAAGAAGAAAGGCUGAUUUUGCAGAAAACUCCACUACAGAAAAAAUUGGCAGAGAUCAUGGUCAAAUGUGGUUUGAAAAAUAUAAACAAUGAUGUGGAGCGAUGCUUGUCCUUGUGCGUGGAGGAAAGAAUGCGUGGACUUAUAAGUAACUUGAUCAGGCUAUCAAAGCAGCGGGUUGAUGCUGAGAAGUCUAGACACCGAACUAUAGUUACCUCUGAUGUUCGGCAACAAAUCAUGAAAAUGAACCAGAAAGCUAGAGAAGAAUGGGAGAAAAAGCAAUCUGAAGCAGAAAAGCUUCGAAAAGUUAAUGAACCUGAGGGUGAUAAUGAAGUUGAAGGCGAUAAGGAGAAAGACGACGGUCGGGUUAAACCAGUGAAGGCAAACAAGGAAGAGGAUGACAAAAUGAGGACAACAGCUGCAAAUGUUGCUGCCCGAGCUGCUGUUGGUGGAGAUGACAUGAUGUCAAAAUGGCAACUCAUGGCUGAGCAAGCCCGGCAGAAACGUGAAGGUUCAACGGAGGCAACAUCUGGUCCUCAGUCAGCAAAAGAUAGCCGCAAGCCUCCGUCAACGGCUGGAAGAAAUAUGAAGGACAAUCAAGAACCAGAAAAGAGAAGCCCUGCAGCUGCAUCAACAGGGCCUGUUAGGAAAUUUGGGAGGAACCAAGGAAUCGUACCACAAAAUAGGGUGGCUCGCAGUAUUUCGGUGAAGGAUGUGAUUGCAGCGCUGGAAAGAGAACCCCAGAUGUCGAAAUCUACAAUGGUUUAUCGACUGUAUGAGAGAACCCGGUCUGAUACUCCAACUGAAUAAUGCAAGAUUGGGCUUUAAACAGCAGUUACUCUUAGUGAGUACAUCAAUGGUGAUAAGAUUCCAAUCCUAGUCCACAUAGCACCAGAUACUGUCUGGCGGAGCACCAUUUGGUACUAACUCCUGCAGGACGAAUUGGCUUAUUUCUCCCACGCUGCUUGAGGUCCUAGGUUACAGAAUGGUGGCGCCUAAGCUAAAACUGGUUUAAUUGUUCUCUUCUUGCCAUUGCCGUGUAAACAAUUUGACUCCCUAGAGUUUUUAAAGGGAGGUUCACUAGUUAGUCAGGUUUUAAUAUGUUGUGAAAGUUUGGAGUUGGCCUUUAUUUAUUGAAUACAUUCGUAACCAUAUAUAAAAUUCCCAAAAACAAUAUCUUGUGACUCAUCCUGUAAAUUUUGUAUUAAAUGGAUUUGUAGUUGCACAUCGACUCGA
Messenger RNA from Jatropha curcas, 3455 nucleotides. It is a transcript of the gene TAF4B, whose product is annotated as TBP-associated factor 4B. The record is from RefSeq and is a predicted model, not a curated record. Lineage: Eukaryota; Viridiplantae; Streptophyta; Magnoliopsida; Malpighiales; Euphorbiaceae. Gene Ontology annotation, molecular function: DNA binding; RNA polymerase II general transcription initiation factor activity; protein heterodimerization activity. Gene Ontology annotation, cellular component: transcription factor TFIID complex. Gene Ontology annotation, biological process: transcription initiation at RNA polymerase II promoter.